AUGCAUUCUGUGGGGCGUCCUCAUCUGGCUAAUCGACCUCCUCCGAGUCAACAGCGUCUACGUACGCCAGCAAGGGCGGAGGCGGCCUCAGCGAUUUCUUUGGGCAAGCGACGACCUGCUCCUCUCUUGGCCGGCGUCCCAGCCACUCCGAGCCUUGCUAGCCAGCCAGCCACUUCCAUCGAUGAGUUUGGUCGACCAAUCGAGGAGAGCGAGAACCGAACCCCUCAGAUAGAUGCAGUCAAGCGCAGUCGCCACACGCUCAGCCCUGCCAAGCAUUCGUCGCCAGAGACGAAAGCAAAGCACCAGAUGCUAGGUCCUCAGGCAAAGCAUCCAUCUUCGACACUCCCCAACAGACGUGAGACGACUACAGCAUCCAUCUCGGCAGGACAGAGUCGUAUCCCGCGACAUCGCGCCUCGAUGGAUAGCUUGGCAAAGAGGGCAACGACGACUGCACCCACGCAGGCCGCUCCUUCAAUCGCUACCUCUGCAGGUGGCGAUGACGAGGGCCAAGUCUUUGGCCUGCCCGCAGCACGCUCGAGGACCUUCUCCUUCACUCAGCCCUUACCGGCUCAACAGCAGCCCAAGCCAACUACGUCUUCACCACCAACCAGCAAGACACCAUUUGUCCCAAGUGCACGACCUCGAGCACCUCCCGAUAGCUUGAGGAGCAGGCAGUCCGUCGUACGAGGCAGGUCCUCGGCUGGCAGCGCCAUCAGCGGCGUCCCGUCUACACCCUCCGCAGUCAAGCUCAAGGCGGCCGCCUGGGAGCAGCACGUCGCCACGCCAUCGAUGAAGCCCUCUCCCGCCUCGCAGAACCUGCCUCCCAAAUCCAGCAUCAUCCGCUCGACACCCUCCAACGGCCAAGCUACCGCCCGCUAUCCUCGUCCCUCCUCGAGUCUCGCGCAACGCCUCGCGAGCGAGUCCAACGCCCUCGCGUCACGCCCUCUUCCACAGGGCCUCGAGACGCCAAUUGCAAAGGAGCGCGGCAUGCGUAGGCUCAGUGGCCAGAUGGCAUUCCCGGGCACGGGUAGGUGGAUGAAUGGUGGAAGCCGGGGGUUUCUUGGUAGGAUGUCGUCGGGGACUAGCUUGAGCAGCUUGAUGGGGUGGGAUGCGGAGGAGCAAGAGCGCAAGCAGGAGCAGGAGCGCAAGCAGGAGCACAAAGAGGAGCAGCAGGUCAGUGAGGCACAGGGGCCCAGCACCCCCCUCUCUCCAGUUAAGCAUGUCGUCGAAGAGGCCUUCAUGACCCCGCAAGCAGGGCCCAUCUCGCCGGCACCAGUCGCGGCUCGCUCAGACGAGGCACAGGGUGCGGCAAGCCCCCUCCUCGCCCCCAACGACAGUGUCGCCGUUCGCAAAAAAGAGGAGGAACGACAUCGCUUGGAAGAGGAGCUUCACGAGGCACAUCAGGCCAACAAGAAGCUCACUUUCGCUCACGACGAGGUAUCAAGCAAGCUUCAAGGCGCACUCGAGGCUCAAAGACGCUCCUCGGCUGAACAUCGAUGCCACGUCGAAGAGGCAGGGCGCGAGGCUGCUCGCUCCCGUGCCGAGGUAGCCAGGAUGAAAAGCAUUAUCAGCCAGACCUUUAUCAGCGAGGUCGUGGCCAAUCACUCGCACCUUGCUACGUCCGUCAAGAAAGAGGUCAUCACCAUCGGGCAGCAGGAUGAGCUCUGUCGUCUCCUCCUCUCCCAGCUCGACAUGUACGAGGCGGCGCUGACGACGCGCGGCCAAGACUAG
Messenger RNA from Jaminaea rosea, 1731 nucleotides. RefSeq lists its product as hypothetical. The record is from RefSeq and is a predicted model, not a curated record. NCBI's taxonomy places the organism in Eukaryota, Fungi, Basidiomycota, Exobasidiomycetes, Microstromatales. The transcript has a single exon. The coding region runs from base 1 to 1731 and encodes 576 amino acids.